This is a messenger RNA of Chelonoidis abingdonii (Abingdon island giant tortoise), 1441 nucleotides long. It is a transcript of the gene PUSL1, whose product is annotated as pseudouridine synthase like 1. Gene Ontology annotation, molecular function: RNA binding; pseudouridine synthase activity. Gene Ontology annotation, biological process: tRNA pseudouridine synthesis. The record is from RefSeq and is a predicted model, not a curated record. Lineage: Eukaryota; Metazoa; Chordata; Testudines; Testudinidae.
CAACCUGUGUAGGCCCCUGCAAGCUGUCUAUCUCCUGAACGCGUGCACCGACUUGGCUCCCCGCGUCGCUGCCUGCAAAAUGCAUGAAUGAAAAUCCACCCUGGAAGGGGCGCGUGGUUCGGAGAGAGAGCCAGGGGCGAGCUGCACCGCGUCCCGAGAGAGGGAACAAGACGGGAACCCAGGAGAGCGGAGACCAUUCAUUGCUGGGCGUCCCCGGGCAGAGGAGGCAGCUGGGCGUGCUGCCCUGCAAGGGGCCUGAUUAAAGGCUGGUUGCCGAAACUGAAAUCUGAUCCCCCCGGCAGCUCCACGCUGGGUCGGGCCCGGGUCCUGGGUGGAGAGGGGGUUUGCUCUGGGCUUGCAAAGCAGGGCAGGGUUUUGUUUUCAAGCCGAGCCCAUAUAGGUCCGUGUUGCUAAAAUCCAGAGGGGGAAGAUGUAACAGCAGCGUUCGUGGCUGCUACGCGAGCCUGAGCUGAAAGCAGAGCUUUUAACUCAGAGCCUUUGCAAACAGAGAUGAAUUCUCCCAAAACUCGCUACUUGGUUUUCUUUCAGUACUUUGGUACUAAAUAUAGUGGUGUCAUGGAGACGUUGACUAAUCAGCCUGUGCUCGGUGUCCAGAAUUACUUGGAGCGGGCAGCACAGAAUCUCAGACCUGUCACUCCCAUCAAGUUCUACGUCUCCAGCCGAACGGACACUGGCGUCCAUGCCCUCUGCAACUCCGCUCACCUGGAUGUCCAGAGAGCUGUCGGGAAGCCGCCUUUCCCUGCAAGCGUUAUUGUCUCCGCCCUCAAUUACCACUUGAAACCCGAACCAAUCCGCAUUCUGAGUGCCUAUCGGGUGUCCGAUAACUUCCACUCACGCUUCUCUGCACUAUCCAGAACCUACAUUUAUCGGCUGGUGACAGGCUGCUUUCACCAUUCCCAAAUACCGGUCUUUGAAAGGGAUCUGUGCUGGGCUCCCAAGGGAGACCAUUUGAAUGUGCCUGCCAUGCAGGAAGCAGCGGAUUCCCUCCUAGGCACCCAUGACUUCAGCACCUUCCGCUCAGUCAGCUCUGAAAAACCUUUCAAAUCUCCCAUUAAAACCCUGGCCCAGGCAGACAUCCGACCUUCUUCCGGCUUCAUGUCGCAUCACUAUGAAUACAGGGGACUGCAGUUCUGGGAGCUAGAAUUCAGGAGCAGAUCAUUCCUCUACAGGCAGGUACGAAGGAUGGCAGGGGCUCUGGUAGCAGUUGGCCAAGGCAGGCUGGAUCCUUAUCACAUAAAGGAACUAUUAGAGAUGAGAGACCCGCUGGCUUAUCCACUAAACACAAUGGCUCCGGCAGCUGGACUCUUCUUGAAAUCUGUGGAGUAUGACGAUGCUGACGUGGACACAGAAGGUAACGCAGCAGAAUAGCGGCCCUGUGAGAUGUGCAGCUGUUCCUGAAAGAACUCGGUUGGUGGGGGCC